AGGGGGAGGGUUGUGGGGAUUGGGAGAGGGUUAUUUGGGGUGUGGGUGGAAAGCAGAGGAAGAUUUGGUCAAGGGAGAAGGAGCAGAACUUGAGGCAGUGUUGAGGUGGGACAGAGAUGAGAUGGGUGGGAAAGGGAGUGGGGUUAUGAGGGAGUAAGGCUGGAGGAAAGCUUGGAGAAGGGACCAAAAGAAUCCCAGAGGCCCAAGUAAAGAGUAAUGUGGGGUAUAUGGACUGGGAGAGAGGAGUUGAGGUAGGACAGGGUGCUUGAAGUGAAGGGGAAACAUGCACAAUGGUCGUGGAUAGGGCUGGAAGAGUGAGAGCUGGAGCAAAGGAGUGAGGGGUGCUUUUACACAGAGCAGGGUUUGCUGGAGAUGAGGCCUUGGGGAUGGGAGAAUGUGGGACAGUGGCUGAGGAGGUUGGAAGGGGUGGUUUGGGUGAGCACAGAAAAUGAAAGCAGGAGGAUGAUGGGGUGGGCUAGUGGUGGGUUAGGGGGUGAUCGCCAGGAUAAGACUGGUCUUUAGGUGUGUGGGGAGCUGAGCUGGUGGGGAGGGAACUCUGGGAUGUGGGAAGAGCUAAGAAGUUGAAAAUGGAGGACUUGAGGCUGGCAUGUUGGCCUGGACGUGCAGGGAGGCAUUGCUUCCAUCGAUGGAUCAGUAUGGCUACAUGGGGGGAAGUGAGGUUGAAAGAUCUGUCGAACAGGAGAGUUUGGGCUUGCUUUUUUUCUUUUUCUUUAAAAUCAAUUCUGUUCGAGUCAGUUCAGCUGUUACCAAGGAGGUCUCCUCCUCCCUUUCCUGCCCUGCUCGCUGAACGUGUCCACAUCGCCCUUUUUCUUUCUCACAAAACUUGCUCCACUGUGGAUGGAUCAAUGUCACUUCCCAUGUUGUUGUGUCCUACUGUGCAGUCAGGACUGUACUUGAUAAUGCCUCGUAGUUACCAUGGAUAUUGGCUUCCCUUAAAACCCUGCUCUGGCUGUCAGACCUUGUGUGACUGCAGCGUAUAAUGAUGAUUUUGCUGCAGGUGGCAACUGAUUGUCAUGACUUCAAACGUUUCCCUCUGAUUUGCUUGUUCACUGGGCCAAAGUGAGAGAUGGCUGCAGAAGCCAAGUACAGCAUUAUUCGGGAAGUGGGCCGAGGGAACUAUGGGGUGGUUUAUGAGGCAAUUGUUAACAAAACCAGAAGCAAAGUAGCUGUGAAAAGGAUGCAAUGUAACGUGCCUGAAAAUGCAGAGCUGGCUUUGCAAGAGUUCUGGGCCCUGCAAAGCAUCCAGAGGCAACAUGAAAACGUGAUCCAGUUGGAGGAGUGCAUUCUGCAGAAUGGCCAAAUCUUUCAGCCCAUUAGUCACCAUUACAGGAAGUCAAACAGCCACUUGCUGCUGAUUGAGACCUGUCUGAAAGGGCGGAGGUGCAUGGACCCCAGGUCGGCCUGCUUUCUGUGGUUUGUGAUGGAGUUCUGUGAUGGUGGCAACAUGAAUGAGUACCUGCUGUCCCGCGGCCCGGAUGCCCAGCUGAAUAACAGCUUCAUGCAGCAGCUCAGCAGCGCUGUGGCUUUCCUGCACAGGAACCAGAUUGUGCACAGAGACCUGAAAGCGGACAAUAUUUUGAUCUCUCAUAAACGUGGGAAUCCCAUAGUAAAGGUGGCAGAUUUUGGCCUCAGCAAGGUGUGUCGGGGGAAAGGGAACGUGAACCAGCACCGCUUCUCCUCUGCAUGUGGGUCAAACUUCUACAUGGCUCCAGAAGUGUGGGAGGGUCACUACACAGCCAAGGCUGAUGUGUUUGCCCUCGGGAUCAUUUUCUGGGCUAUGGUGGAGAGGAUCACCUUCCGUGAUGGAGAUACUGAGAAGGAAUUGCUUGGAACUUACAUCUGCCAAGGCAAGGAGCUUAUUCCUCUUGGGGAGGCGUUGCUGGAGAAUCCCAACCUGAAGCUACAGAUUCCUCUGAAGAACAAGAAGUCCAUGCCAGAUGAUCUCUGCAAGCUCCUGCACGAUAUGCUGGCUUUUAACCCAAAGAAAAGAUUGGACUCCUUCCAGCUGGAAGUCCGAAUCAGGCAAAUCUCCUACGGCAAGAAGUGCCAACGCUCCCCCUCAUAGAGACAAAGGGCACUCAGGUGUUGUGUCCCACCGUGCUCUGGAGGCCUCAUAGAUGGUGAACAAAUGAUUUCCUUUGGAAUGAUGGUGAGAGAUGGGUACUGAAACCUUGCUGCCUUCCAGUUUGCCCCAGACGGUUUUAUUUAAAUGGACAGUAACUUUAUUUAUUUGUACAGUAAUUUUAAGAGAACUACAAAAUUUUUAUUUCUAUGCAAGCUUUCCUUUUGUAACACGUGUUCUUUAACGCAGCAAGUGGCAUAGGUGAAACCCUGGCUGGGAUGAUCUUACCUGUUUGGCUACACGUGGCACAGGGUUUCUGAAGUGGUUUCCUUGAAGAAAACCCUCAUCCAUCCUUCUGCAGCUACUCUGUGCCUGCCCUGUUGGAGGACCCCAAAGAAACGGGCACAAAUGGUCUCAAAACUAUCACCUCUGCCCUGCUGCAUGUUGACUAGCUCUCAGCCCUGGCUUCGUGCUGAUAAUGCUAUGUUGCUUGUCCUUGGCACAGAAGACAGGAGUUGUCUUUGCAGGGUUUAAUUGGAGCUUUGUGUGUGAUUCCUCAUGUUGCUGGGCCACGUAACUGAGUGAUGGCUGUGGGAUGAGCUGGCACAGCGCUCGGUGUCUGCUCUGAGAAGUUUGAACAGAAACAAGAAUGUAUUUUCCUCACUUUUGAAUAUUCUUGCUUAGAUUAACUAAAAUGCUUUCUUAAAAUAAAUACAAAGAAUGUUAAAGAUGCCAACUCUUGAUUAGAACGUAUGCGUCACUAACACUUAAAGUAGUUUAAGGAAUCAUGCUUCCUGCUGUGUUAGCUGCUUGUGCCAGCUGUUCUUACAAGAGAAAUGAAAAGGACUGAACUGGAAUUUUGGCAGGUAAAUGGGGACUCUAAUUUGUACCCUGUUUGAAAAGUAUUUUUAUGAGUCUGUAAACCUCUGCUGAUCUUUUCUUUUCUUAAGAAGCUGGGAGCCCCUGAAUGCUUCCUUCUGCACUCCUCUGUUGUGCAAAGCUGAAAUAGUGUCCUUCAGGGACAGCUUCCCCUUCUAGGAAAGGACCAAACUGUCUGAAGAGGUGACUUGGUGAGCCUCUUUGCAACGUAGCAGACCUUGGCUAGCUGUGUGUUUCUCCCUCCUGUAAGAUUGUGACUGCAGUAGAGAAGGCUGCUUGUAGGCAGUGUCAGAAGCCUAAUUCAUGGAGAGGAUCUUUCCUCCUGCAAUGUCUUUAUCCAGAGGCUGUGCUGCCCUUCUGUGAGAACUGACUUGGAAUGUUUUCUCACUUGCUGCCCCAGGCUGCAAAAUACAGCCUUUAGUUGUCUUGCUCAGACAAGCAGCUGUUGACCUCUGCCCCUGUAACAGAUCACUGAUGGAUGGCUCUAUGGUGUUCCCUGAGAACAGCUGUUGUGAGAACAUGAGAAUUAAGUUAAAUCGUUAAAAUCUGCUUGACUUUUGGAUUUGGACAAUUCCUAAUGCAGAGGUGCUGCUGGGUGAGGGGUGUGCAGCAAGGAAAGACCGGGUGCUCUGAAGCUUGUUUGGCUCUUGAGGCAUCUGCUGGAGGUUGGCAGUGACCUGUAGGUGGGGAUCUGCAUCUCUUGUCCAAGAGCUGGUUGACCCUCGUCAGGAGAGAGCUGCUGUCCCAGCACUGCUAUGAGACAGCUGCUUUGGAGCCAAAUCUGCCUGGCUCUGCACCCACACAACAACCUGGGCUGCCCUAAUUCUAGCUGUUGCCUUGAUCUGCAACUCAUCUUUGCUCUCUGUGAAGUCAUUACUGUACUUUGGGUUUUCCUAGAUGCAGCCUUCACUUGUCCUGCUCUGCAGGGCUGCUGUUCUGAUGUAUGAAUUUUUCAUCUUUCUCUUGCCCAUCCCAUAACUGCUGCACCCAUUGCCUGUUCCGUGCUCCCUGUUGUCAGAGCAGGUGAGUGCUUCUGACCCUACAGGAUGACUUGAUUCCAGGCCCUUUGUCUGCAAUGUGGAUAGGUUUGUGUGCCCUUUCUCCAUGUGGAGAAAAUGUGGGGUGUGAGAAUGGUUGUUUACUCCUUUUCCUCCUUGUUUUGCCAUGCUAGGAUAUCAUCCUCACGGCUGCUGAUGUUUUUUUUAGCAACAUGUACACCACUUGAGUCUCUGUACUUUAUAAAUUAAUAAAAUGCUGUGUGUUUUGUG
Meleagris gallopavo (turkey) is the source of this 4230-nucleotide messenger RNA. Its product is annotated as serine/threonine-protein kinase PDIK1L-like. Gene Ontology annotation, biological process: protein phosphorylation; negative regulation of G2/MI transition of meiotic cell cycle. Gene Ontology annotation, molecular function: ATP binding; protein kinase activity. The record is from RefSeq and is a predicted model, not a curated record. Gene Ontology annotation, cellular component: cytoplasm; nucleus. NCBI's taxonomy places the organism in Eukaryota, Metazoa, Chordata, Aves, Galliformes, Phasianidae.